Sphaeroforma arctica JP610 is the source of this 676-nucleotide messenger RNA. RefSeq lists its product as hypothetical. The transcript has 4 exons. Gene Ontology annotation, biological process: peptidyl-arginine methylation. The record is from RefSeq and is a predicted model, not a curated record. Gene Ontology annotation, molecular function: protein-arginine omega-N monomethyltransferase activity. The coding region runs from base 58 to 636 and encodes 192 amino acids. NCBI's taxonomy places the organism in Eukaryota, Ichthyosporea, Ichthyophonida.
GGGAUAUGUAUAGAGAAUUGGGCAGAAUUAAUACAUCACUAAUAAGUUUUCGCAAAUAUGAAGUAUAUCAUUGAACAUCUAGAGCAGGAAGUUGGUAAAUGGUGUGUGUGCGAGUACACGCAUAUGGCCAAGUGUGUGGGGAAGGACAAUUUGAUAAUAUCAAACGUAAACAAAGAGGAUGCUGCGAUUUUACCCGAAGGAGUGAAGAAGGUGUCAGAACGAUGCAACGAACUGGGAUUCGAUCCUUCCAGAGUUUGCUUACUAGACUUGAGGGCCGAUAAAGAAUUGUCACCUGAAGAUUUGACUGAAUUUGAUGCUGUAGUCUUUGGUGGAAUUCUGGGCGAUCACCCGCCUCGCGAUCGUACUGGAUGUCUGAGAACACAUGGAUUCACCACCCGGGUGCUGGGCAAUCGACAAAUGUCGACAGACACAGCAGUGCUCGUCUGCAAAACCAUAUUGGAGGAUGGCAAGAAACUAUCUGAAAUCGAGUUUAUAGAUGACAUCGAGUUGAAGACGGGCGAGAAAGACUCGACACUGCUGCCUUAUCGAUACGUGGCAACAAGCGAGCACAAGCCAUUGCUAGCCGAUGGACUCAUUGAGAUACUUAGGGAUGACGAAGAGAACUGUUUGUUCUAAAGCUAUUUAUUAAACUGUUAAAAUUUACUGGGAAGUUGCG